GUCAGUCGCCCACGUGCAUCAAUUUCAAGCGGCUGCAAAGUUGUUGACGUAUCUUAGUUUCAUUCUUACAAUUACCUAAUAAACUGCACUCUGUAUAUUACGGUGCAAUUAUGCCAUUGAUUGUGUUAAGCGGUCUGCCCAGCAGCGGUAAAACGACCCGUGCCAAACAGCUCGAGGACUUUUUCCGAUCGAAGGGCAAGAAAGUGAAUAUCGUGAGCGAGGAGCAGUGCAUAAAAAAUGCAAAGUUCGAAAAAAAUGAUUAUUAUUCAGCCUCUAAAAAUGAGAAGCAAGUUCGAGCCGAUAUCAAGUCUAAUGUCAUAAGGCUCAUUCAACCGAAUGAAGUUUUAAUUCUUGAUGGCAGUAAUUACAUCAAAGGUUAUAGAUACGAGCUCUAUUGCUGCAGUAAAGAAUACAAAACUACCCAAUGCACGGUGUACUGUGAUCUUCCUAUUGAACAUGCAUGGCAAUGGAAUGAGCAAAGGCCAAAAGAAGAUCAAUAUUCGAGAGAAAUAUUUGACGCAUUAGUUCAAAGGUAUGAAGCUCCUGAUGGUGACAAGAGAUGGGAUUCUCCACUUUACACAGUAUAUCCUGAAGAUGACCUACCUCUUGAAGAAAUUUAUUCUUCAUUAAUUGAUAAGAAACCACCAAAACAAAAUAUGAGUACUCAGUCGCAAGCUCCAACUGAAAAAAAUUAUAUCCAGGCUUUAGACCAGAUAACUCAAGAUAUUGUCAAAGAAAUCACGUCCGCUCAGCAAUUAGGAGUUGAUAGUAAUAUAAAAAUUUCCAAAUACAAUGUGAUAGUUGAAUCUGCAGGAACAAUCAGACAACUGAAUAAUUUGAGAAAACAAUUUGUCACGUUCAGUAAACAACAGCCACAAAAGAUAGAUAAUAUUCCUGGCUUAUUUGUACAGUAUUUAAAUAAGAGCUUAUAGAAUAAAAUUUUUUUAUCUUAAAUCAAUGUUUCAUUUCAUAUAUUGAAAAUACCUAUUUGGUUGUUUUUCCAUUAUAAAAUUAUAUUAAUCACAAUGUUGUAGUUUAUACUUGAUAUACUUGAUAUUAUGGGCUAACAGAAAAAUUUCAAUUCAUUCGCUUACAAAUUUUUUAAACAUUAAUUAAUAAUUAAUUUUUUGUUUUAAUUAAAUUAAGUUUCAUGUAUACUUUCACUAUCUGUUCUUUGCUCAAAUUUCAGCCCAUUCGUAACAAGUAGGUAGCAAAAAACUAAACAAUUUUAACAAGUUCAGUAUGCUAAUAACAUUAGCAAACUUUCAAUCAUAGAAUCUUACAAAAAUUCAUUCUCAAUUCUUAAAUCUGUGUUAAGAAAAUU
Trichogramma pretiosum is the source of this 1324-nucleotide messenger RNA. RefSeq names its product protein KTI12 homolog. The record is from RefSeq and is a predicted model, not a curated record. The transcript has 5 exons. NCBI's taxonomy places the organism in Eukaryota, Metazoa, Arthropoda, Insecta, Hymenoptera, Trichogrammatidae. The coding region runs from base 111 to 932 and encodes 273 amino acids.